ACAUGCUUGCUUCUUCAGCAAUGUAGAAACAUUUUUUUCUUAGAAUUAAUAUUAAUAAAGGAAAAAUUAUUAUAUUCAGUUUUAAUAAUUCCACGUAAAAAAUUGAUGAUGGAUUGUGAUGAACAUUAAUUCAAUCUUAGCUGUGGAUAAAAAUAUUAUCGCCACGCACUAAAAGCUACAAACGUAAUCUAGUUAGCAACAUCCUCUUUCGUCGGAAUCGCGUUGCUCCUUCAUCAGACGUGAAGUUGAGUAACAAUCAGUCAAGAUGGGAAAAAUAAUGAAACCGAAUAAAGUGGUGUUGGUCCUGAGUGGCCGAUACGCUGGCAGAAAGGCCAUCGUUAUGAAGAACUACGACGAUGGCACCCAGGACAAGCAGUACAGCCACGCCCUCCUUGCCGGCAUCAACAGGUAUCCCCGCAAAGUGCACAAGAGGAUGGGCAAGAAGAAGAUCCACAAGCGCUCCAAGAUAAAGCCUUUCCUCAAGGUUAUCAACUACAACCACCUGAUGCCAACCCGCUACACAUUCACCGAGUUGAGCGACCUCUUCAACAAAGUGACAUACAAGGACUUGAAGGACCCAAUCAAGAAGAAGAAGUUGGCUUUCAAAGUCAGGUGUAAACUUGAAGAAAAGUACAAGGAGGCUGGCAAAAACAAAUGGCUGUUCGAGAAGCUUCGAUUUUAAUGUAUUGUUUAUAUUGACUAAUAAAUAAGUGAAAAUUUUUUAUCGCA
Molecule: messenger RNA, 729 nt
Organism: Nilaparvata lugens (brown planthopper)
Lineage: Eukaryota; Metazoa; Arthropoda; Insecta; Hemiptera; Delphacidae
Gene: RpL27
Product: 60S ribosomal protein L27
Exons: 4
Coding region: 266-682 (138 amino acids)
Biological process (GO): translation
Cellular component (GO): ribosome; cytosolic large ribosomal subunit
Molecular function (GO): structural constituent of ribosome
Source: RefSeq, a predicted model, not a curated record